CGAAAAUACCCCUCUCUCUCCCUCUGACUUCACGCUUCCCUCGCGCCCUUGAACCACCACCACCCCACGCAUCUCUCACUCUCCCAUCACCCAUAGAAUUUCUUCUCUUCAAUGGCGACCUUACAGGCCCACCUCUCUGCGAUUUCUGCCAUCGGCUCCUCCUCUUCAUCGUCCUCCUCCCUCUCUUCCACCACCACCACCACUUCACUGGUUUCCGUCGCCACCUGGCCGCAGUCUGCCCGGAAAUUCCCCGGAGACCGGAGCCGGAGUCUCCAGAGGUCCGUUGUCCGAGCAAUGGUUCAGACGGUCCCCGGAGCUCCGGCCGCCUAUGCUAAGGAAAUGGAGAGGCUCUCCGCUAAAGAAUCACUGCUUCUCGCCUUCAAGGAUGCUGGGGGUUUUGAGGCAUUAGUCACUGGAAAGACGACAGACAUGCAGCGGAUUGAUGUCAAUGAGAGGAUUACUGCUUUGGAGCGGGUCAAUCCAACACCCCGCCCUACAACGUCGCCCUUUUUGGAAGGACGAUGGAAUUUCGAGUGGUUUGGGUCCGGAAGCCCAGGUCUAUUUGCUGCUAGAUUUCUAUUAGAGAGAUUUCCUUCAACAGUGGCCAGUUUGUCAAAAAUGGAGGUGCUCAUCAAGGAAGGGAAUGCAAAGAUUACAGCAAACAUGAAAAUAUUGAACUCGAUAGAAAGCAAAUUUUCUCUGUCAACCAAGUUGUCUGUGGAGGGACCAGUUAGAAUGAAAGAGGAAUAUGUUGAGGGGAUUCUUGACACACCAACAGUUAUUGAAGAAACAAUACCAGAGCAGCUAAAAGGUGCACUUGGUCAGGCAGUCAACACAGUGCAACAGCUUCCUGUUCCAAUUAGGGAUGCCUUCGCCAAUGGGUUGAGAGUUCCUUUAUCUGGAGCUUUCGAGAGACUCUUCAUGAUUUCCUAUCUUGAUAUGGAGAUAAUGAUCAUAAGAGAUGCUGCUGGAGUUCCUGAAAUACUUACAAGGUUAGAUUCACCCUCAUCUCCCCUGGCAGAAACCAUCACGGAGUAUGAGAGCUAAAGGUGCUAUUAUGUAUGGGAACUAAACUUUUUCGAUUUUUGUAUAGUUCACUUUCAAAUGAUAGUUACAUUUCAUGUCCUUCUCUCUGAAUAAGAUGUUGUUCCUCUUCUGAUUUCCCUUGA
Messenger RNA from Rosa rugosa (rugosa rose), 1169 nucleotides. Its product is annotated as probable plastid-lipid-associated protein 13, chloroplastic. Lineage: Eukaryota; Viridiplantae; Streptophyta; Magnoliopsida; Rosales; Rosaceae. The coding region runs from base 112 to 1047 and encodes 311 amino acids. The transcript has 7 exons. The record is from RefSeq and is a predicted model, not a curated record.